Molecule: messenger RNA, 574 nt
Organism: Periconia digitata
Lineage: Eukaryota; Fungi; Ascomycota; Dothideomycetes; Pleosporales; Periconiaceae
Source: the annotation of a GenBank genome assembly
GAGCCCACACCACCGUCCCAACUCAAAAGAAGAAGUCCGCUUCAACGCCCCAGCUAUGGCAGACGCAUCUUCCCCACCGCUGGCAACCCACGCAGCAUCUCCAGUAACUCCUAUCAACCUUGUGCUUCUCUCCCUUUUCGUGGUCCUGGUCUACCUUCGCCUCAAACCCGCGCAGCCCCAGACCCUUCCCAAAGCCCCUCCACCCAUCGUAUUCCGAACCUUCACUCCGCCCGAGCUGUUUCCCUACAAUGGCCUGAAUGGCAUGCCUGUCUAUCUUGCUGUCCGCGGCAGGGUAUUUGACGUUACUGCCGGAAAGAAUUUCUACGGUCCGGGGGGUCCGUACGCCAACUUCGCUGGGCGAGAUGCCAGUCGAGGCCUCGCGUGUGGCAGCUUCGACGAGGACAUGCUAACAGAAAAUUUGGACGGCCCUCUGGAUACGUUAUCUGAUCUCGAUGCUGAGCAAAUGGAGGCUAUGAGAGGUUGGGAGGAGCGCUUCCUCGAAAAAUACCUGGUCGUCGGCAAGCUGGUUGCUGUGGGCAGCGAUGAGGCUAAAGCUGCUGCUGCUCACCAGUAA